GGUUGUGUUUGCCGCCGGGCGGCUGCGGAGCACGGGCUCUUCAUCUUAGAGAAAAAAAUUGUUUUUUUGCGGAACGGAGGGGUUUGCGGUGCCGCUGUUGGCGCGGCUCUGCGAGCGCCUCUGGUUACGUUCCCGGGGCGGCCGCUGUUAACGCCAUCGAGGCGCUGCGGCCGCGCUCCGCUCCCGUUGCGGGCGGUGCGUGCGCGGCUUCCCGAGGUCGCAGCGGCAGCAGCAGGCGGCGGUGGUGGUGGAGAGGGAGGUCUCCCUCCCUCCUUGCGGCACCAUGAAAGCCGUGAGCCCCGUCCGGCACCCCAGUCGCAAGGCGCAGCCCGGCGUGGCGGGCGGCGGCGGAGGGCACCCGGCUCUGCGGUGCCUGGCCGAGCACAGCGGCUGCAAGGGGAGCCCGCCGUCGGGCGAGGAGCCGGCGGCGCUGUGCCUGCAGUGCGAUAUGAAUGACUGUUACAGCCGGCUGAGGAAGCUGGUGCCCACCAUCCCGCCCAACAAGAGGGUCAGCAAAGUGGAGAUCCUACAGCACGUCAUCGACUACAUCCUCGACCUGCAGCUGGCUCUGGAGACGCACCCAGCGCUGCUCCGGCAGCAGCCGCCGCCGCCCGCUCUGCACCCAGGCAGCUGUCCCGCGGGCACCCCCAGGACCCCGCUGACUGCCCUUAACACUGACCCGGUAAGAGGUGUGCGGCGGCGCCGCGCCGCGCAGAGGCAACGCGGGGGGCGGGCGGCGGCGGGGGGGGCCCGGCCCUGCCCCGCCGCACCGGAGGAAGGAGCCAUCCAACCCCCCGAGCAGUUCCCAUGCUUCACCCCGGCAGAGCCAAGCCUUUUCACCAUUUUGCACGUCCGCAGCGGUCCCCCCUUCCCCAGCUCCCCGUGUCCUUCUCCCCCACUUCCUCCCUGGUUCCGUCUCUUCUCGUCGUUCCCGGCCAGCUGUGAGCGGCGGCGUGUCCCACGGUGGCAGCGGGAAAAGUUGCGACUCUGCCCCGGGAUAGAGGACCGAGCCUAAACCAGACUUUAGAAACCUUGUAACUCUUAAGGGACCGAGCAGCCGAAUCUUGAAGCUUUACUAAUCUCCCAGAGCAUUUGUAGAUAUAUUUGACAUCUAUUGUUUAAAAUAGAUGGAUUUUAUUGGGGCCCAGGGAGCUUUCUUCUCCCUGCAGGAAUGUUACAUAUUGUAUAGACAAAUGAGUGACAUUUCAUACUGUGUAUAUAUAGAGAUGUUCUAUAAGUGUGAGAAAAGUAUAUGCUUUAAUAGACUACUGUAAUUAUAAAAUAUUUUUAAUUAAAUAUUUUUUUGUAAAUAUUAUAAAGGUGUGUAUGUUUUUUUUAAUCUCUGGGAAUAUCUCUUUAGAAAAUCGCAGCUCAAGUACAGAGCUGCUAAUAUGGAAAUAUGUUAAAUGUUAAGGACUUUUUUUGUCCCCAAAUGUCCUUUAGAUUCGAGAGUUGCAGCUUUAGGUAGUGGUCCUGCAUGAUUGCAUGAGGUGUCUAAUUGCAAAUAAACUUGUUUGGAGUCCAUACAACGUGUUUUCCUCAAUCUAGACUAAAAAUGUUUGUAAGUGUAUUAUACAUUUUGAGACUACACUUUUGUCAUUUAGGCACAGGGGUUUUUAGUGCAUUCUAUAAAAGUAGCAGUAAGAUGUGGUUUUUUACUGAGACAAGAAGAAUUCUAUCUAGUUUUUUUGCAUUACGGGGGCAAUGCUUUAGAUCUCUUACUGGUUUGGUUUUGUUUUUUUGGUUUUUUUUUAAUCUGCUCUUGAAUUAGAUCAAGAAAUUUGUUCGGUAACUUCAUUUAGCACGAAAAGGUUUUUUCUCAAAUUUGUGUUCCUACAGCUUAUUAAUUACUUAAACACUGAAAACCGGUCUCUGCUUGCAGCCAAAGGGCAAACUAUUAACAAAAACAGUUGCUGUUUCCUUCGUCCAAAGAGUAUUAAUAGUGAACUGCAGAAGGGCACAUGGGCAAAGUCAUUAUGAUCAGUAAUGUAAAUUCAUCUUAAAAUGAACUUGAGUAGACCAAAAAUCGGAUAACUGCGUCAAGACUAUUUUUCUAGUAUGAAAUUACUUACAUUUCACUGCAGCUAUGUUAUAGUUAAAAUCCUGUUUAAUCUCUGUGAUGUGUAACUACUACAUGUGAACAUUAAACUAGAUUUACCUGUCUUUAA
Onychostruthus taczanowskii (white-rumped snowfinch) is the source of this 2168-nucleotide messenger RNA. RefSeq names its product inhibitor of DNA binding 4, HLH protein (gene ID4). Gene Ontology annotation, biological process: circadian regulation of gene expression; negative regulation of transcription by RNA polymerase II; cell differentiation. Gene Ontology annotation, molecular function: protein dimerization activity; transcription regulator activity. The record is from RefSeq and is a predicted model, not a curated record. Gene Ontology annotation, cellular component: nucleus; cytoplasm. The transcript has 2 exons. The coding region runs from base 284 to 1015 and encodes 243 amino acids. Lineage: Eukaryota; Metazoa; Chordata; Aves; Passeriformes; Passeridae.